UGUCUGUCUGUCUUUUGCCAACGCUAGCAUUCAUUCUUUGCUUCUUCCUUUUAUAUACUCACGAGAUCCCCCACCUUCUCCUUUUCUCUUUCUUUCUUUCUUUCUCUUAUUAUUAUUGAGUGCCACUUACAUUCAAAACAAAUAAUACUCCAACAUUCCCUUACACACAGAGAAACUAAUCCAAACACACAUUGCAUUACAUAUACAGUGAUAAGCAAUAGAAAGAAAAGGACAUUGAACCCCACUUUCCCUAGAAAUUAAAACUUUCUAGGGAAUAUAUUACAUAUACAUUUCUUUCCCUAGAAAUUAAGACUUUAAGUUGGAUAUUACACUGAACAACUAUAUUUCUCGAUUGUAUUCUCUGUGAAAUUUGACCCCAACCUUAUUGAAUUUUAGGAAAGUUGGGUAUUACACCGAACAAGUACAUUUACUCUCUCUGGAAUUCGACCCCAACCUCGAUUGAGUUUUCAAAAAUGUCGAAUUCAAGAAACCCCAUAUCAGAAAUGUGCCUCGUUGAUGGGCUAACUGAUCGGUUUCGAAACUCUCUGAAUUACACUGAACCUAACAACAAUGGUAGCACCGACAUUAACAAACCUGAUUUCAAAGAACUGGAUCUUGGAUCACCCGUUUCAACUUUACCGACCCGACCCGCCACUUCAACAACUAGCAGUUCCAGCUCAUCGGGGUCAAUGUCGGGUCAAAACCCAAACCGGGUCAACCCGAAUUACUCAGGUGAGCUUUCCGGGUCAGUAGAAAGCUCACGUCGGUUUAAACCGGGUCAUACCCGUUCCAGGUCUGAUUCUUACCCGUUAAUCUACUCUGGUAAAAGUUCUGUAAGUUCAUUUCCAAUUGGUAAUAUUUGCCCUUCAGGUAAAAUCUUGAAAACUACUAUUCCUAGUAAUAAGUCUGCGAAAAAUGACAUUUUGGGGUCAUCAAGAACUGGGAAUUAUGGUCAUGGUAGUAUAAUUCGGGGCGGUAUUGGUGGUGUCGAUAGCGGUGUUGUGAAAGAAAAAAGUUAUGAUCAAGAAGAGUUGAAGAAGAAGGGUAAUUUUAAAACUGCUAUUCCUAGUAAUAAGUCAUCGAAAAGUGACAUUUUGGGGUCAUCAGGAACCGGAAAUUACUUGCACGGGAACAUAAUUCGUGGCAGUAUUGGUGGUGUUGAUAGUGGUCUUGUGAAAGAAAAAAAUUAUGAUCCAGAAGAGUUAAAGAGAAUAGGGAAUGAGAAUUACAAGAAGGGGAAUUUUACUGAGGCUUUAAGUUUUUAUGAUAAAGCGAUAGCGAUUUGUCCAGGAAAUGCUGCGUGCCAUUGUAAUCGAGCAGCUGCGUUGAUCGGUCUGAAACAGGUGGUGGAAGCUGUGAAGGAAUGUGAGGAAGCUAUUAGGUUGGAUCCUUCAUAUUUUAGGGCACAUCAAAGGCUAGGAUCAUUGCUACUUUGUUUAGGACAGGUUGAAAAUGCCAGAAAUCAUAUGUGUAUCAUGGGGCAUCAGCCAGAUCACGGUGAUUUGCUGAAGUUGCAAGGAGUGGAGAAACAUAUUGGAAAAUGCACUGAUGCCCGUAGGGUUGCUGAUUGGUGGAGUACGUUAAGAGAAGCUGAUGCAGCAAUUGCUUUUGGAGCCGAUGCAUCUCCUCAGCUACUUGCAUGUAGAGCGGAAGCUCUUCUGAAGCUACACCGAUUAGAGGAUGCUGAAUUGAGCCUAUCAAAUGCUCACAAGCUUGAAUCAUCUACUUUGGGAUCCCAGUCAAAAAACUUUGGGAUGCUUUCUGAAGCAUACCUACUCUUUGUUCAGUCUCAACUGGAAAUGGCUUUGGGAAGGUUUGAAAAUGCACUUACCACCAUUGAAAGAGCUGGACAGAUUGACCCUCAAAGUAUUGAAGUUUCAGUUUUAUCCAAGAAUGUGAGAUUGGUGGGACGAGCUCGUGCUCGUGGCAACAAUUUAUUUAAAUCUGAGAGAUAUACUGAAGCUUGUGCGGCUUAUGGGGAAGGUCUCAGGCUUGAUUCUUCAAAUGCAGUUCUAUACUGCAACAGAGCAGCUUGCUGGUACAAACUUAGGCAGUGGGAAAAAUCAGUGGAUGAUUGCGAUCAAGCUCUCUGUAUUCAGCCAAAUUAUACUAAAGCCCUACUUCGAAAGGCUUCCUCAAACACCAAGCUAGAAAGAUGGGCUGAAACUGUUAGAGAUUAUGAAGUUUUGAGGAAAGCACUCCCAUAUGACAAUGAAGUUGCUGAAUCAUUGUUCCAUGCCCAAGUUGCAUUAAAGAAAUCACGUGGCGAAGAUGUUUACAAUAUGAAAUUUGUUGGGGAGGUGGAGUUGGUCUCAGGUCUCGAGCAAUUUCGAGCUGCAAUCUCAUCACCUGGUGCAUUUGUUGUCUAUUUUGAAGCGGCAUCAAACCUACAAUGCAAGCAGAUAUCUCCGAUUUUACAUACAUUAAGCUCUAAAUAUCCUUCCAUACAUUUUCUCAAGGUGGAUGUGGAUGAAAGCCCGGCAGUUGCUACUGCUGAGAAUGUCAAAGUCCUACCAACAUUUAAGAUUUACAAACAGGGAAACUGCAUGAAGGAAAUGGUUUCUCCAAAUCCAGAGGUGUUGGAGUCCUUGGUGAGGCAUUACACUAUUUAAGACCAUGGUUGCCAUUUACUUUGCUUCUUCGCCUAUUAGCCUUGCUCUGCUCUCCCACCUAAAAGGAUUGAUAUCGCCUGUGACGUGAAUCAGAGAUACCACGUAAUGAUCUCAUAGGAGCCAAUUCAAAUGCUGGUGUCCUUUAGAGCGAUGGUUUAGUCUCUGUUUUCAUCCUUUUAGUUAUUUAUUUCAUCCAACUUUUUCCAUCCUCUUUUUCUUUUUCUUUACACUUCAUAGGAUUGCCUCCCUAAGUAUAAUCCAUCUUAUGUUUGAGGAGAACUAGUGAAACAUGUCAAAUUUAUUUUUUGGCCAUAUGGAUGGCUGAACACUUAAAGAGAAGUGGCUGGCUAGCUGGCUGGUUGUAGAUGAAGAUCUACACAUUGUAUAUAUGUGAUGAUAUAUACAAAAGCAUUGGAAACGAAGGAAGGGAUAUUGAUUAUUGGGCAUCAACAAUAUUGGAGGACGAAAUUGUUGAUAUUGAUGUUACUUUGAUAAAUUAUUCUAUCAAUAAAGUUUGUCAUUUUUUUCCA
Lycium barbarum (goji berry) is the source of this 3142-nucleotide messenger RNA. Its product is annotated as TPR repeat-containing thioredoxin TTL1-like. Gene Ontology annotation, cellular component: cytoplasm. The record is from RefSeq and is a predicted model, not a curated record. The coding region runs from base 474 to 2612 and encodes 712 amino acids. Lineage: Eukaryota; Viridiplantae; Streptophyta; Magnoliopsida; Solanales; Solanaceae. Gene Ontology annotation, molecular function: protein binding. The transcript has 7 exons.